This is a messenger RNA of Corticium candelabrum, 2741 nucleotides long. RefSeq names its product phosphatidylinositol 4-kinase beta-like. The coding region runs from base 183 to 2564 and encodes 793 amino acids. NCBI's taxonomy places the organism in Eukaryota, Metazoa, Porifera, Homoscleromorpha, Homosclerophorida, Plakinidae. Gene Ontology annotation, cellular component: membrane; cytoplasm. Gene Ontology annotation, biological process: phosphatidylinositol-mediated signaling; phosphatidylinositol phosphate biosynthetic process. The transcript has 18 exons. The record is from RefSeq and is a predicted model, not a curated record. Gene Ontology annotation, molecular function: 1-phosphatidylinositol 4-kinase activity.
UUCGACAUAUCACGUCAUCACUAAACGAUUUCACUCUGUACUUUUUCGAGGUCUACUCAUAUCUAACUCAUAGUUUUCGCUUAGUCUUAUAGAAAGGGAAGCGUUCUGUCGGUGCCACGUCGUUUUGCGCGCGAUUUGAUGGAUAUGAAAGUGUGUUGUGAGGCACGUGUGAACGAGUCGGAAUGACAGACGCGGAUUCAGUGGUGACGUCUGGUGCCGCCGGUAGGUAUGAGUCGAUGGAAGGAGCCGGCAUGUCGAUGAGACUAGCGAACGACGCUCGUAGGGCGACGGGUACGCAGUCGAUAGAAAGGAACGGCUCACUGAUGGAUGGAUUGAGUGUUGAGUGUACGAUUGAUAUGGACUCGUCGUCAUUGUCAACCACUAUUGUGUCUCGCACAUCUACCAAUCCCAUUGACAUGCCUCCAUCAUUGAAGAGACAGAGUUCGAGUGUCGAGUGUGGCUCUAGUUCGACUAGUUCGCUGUCUCUACUAAACAGUAUGCUUCGCUCUCCCGGUUGGCAAGUUCCCAAGGAGUCGUGGCUGUUUCGACUAUUUCGAUCCAAAAUGUUCAACAUGCCCAUAGCCAUUGGCUAUUUGUUCAACUCAAAGGAGCCGGGUGUACAGGAAUAUCUAGGGAACAGAUUAUUUUCGUUUUCAGAGGAAGAUGUUGACUUCUAUAUGCCGCAGCUAAUUAAUAUGUACAUUCAAAUGGAUGACAUCGCCGACGUUGUUCACAAAUAUCUCAUUCAACGGUCGAGAUUCAGUGUCGACUUUGCAUUGAAAUCUGCUUGGUUAUUGUCUGCUAAUAUGGAAAACCAACAACUGGAGUCUUCGUGUCAACGGCGAGCAGCUCGUCUUUUGAAGUUUAUUUUGUCAGAAGAAUUACGGCCAAGCGUUGAUUUAGUCACUGUGACCAACAACGCUUCUACUGCAGUUGAGUCAUCUCCAAGCAGGAAAGUUCACCAUCGCUCAAAAUCAGAAAACUCUCUUUUAUCGUUACCAUUGGGAACACUGCCACGAACAGCCAGCAACUCAUUUGUCUCAUACCAUUAUGCGGGUGACCUCAGUUCAGGUCGAGCAUUUCAGACUGACAGUUUGACUGCCCAGAAGACAUUUAUAAGAACUCUUGAGGCGAUUGGUAAACGAUUACAGCUGAUCAAGACAAGAGAGAUGAGAAUUGCUCAGCUGUAUGCCGAGUUGUCGCUUCUCAAUCUCAACUUACCCGCCCAAGUAUUUUUACCGACGUGCGAUAUUUAUUUGAAGAAACAUUAUGUUGUCAGGCUACCACACACAGAAGCGACGAUUCUUAACUCUAAGACUAAGGCUCCAUAUCUUGUACAAGUCGAGAUUCUUGAGUCAGAUCAACCACUGACGUCAGUCUCUCCACAAAAGCUGUUUAUAGACAGUGAAGACCCAGAGGAAUCAGUGCACUGGAAUCAAGUAGAGUUGACAGGAACAGAGUGCACGCAAGGUGAUGAAUGUUGGACAUCAAACUUGAAUAGUUUGAUCAUCAGUGAUGAAGGUUUAAGGGAUGAGCGUGCAUUGAGGGAGGAAAGAGCGUCUCUUAGUAGCGACAGUUCAGAGUCUUCCAGUGAUCAGCCCAUUUUCUUCUCGGUUGGUGAUGUACGGCGACGAUUGACGGCAACAUGUAAUGCUCCAAAGAAGACGUUUCGAAGAGACCCUGAAGAUCCCUCAGCUUCAAUUCUGAAGGAGCCUUGGGAAGAGAAGGUAGAACGUAUAAGAAGAUCGUCGCCGUACGGACAUCUCCCUAAUUGGAGGCUUGUACCAAUGAUUGUAAAGUCUGGUGAUGAUCUGAGACAAGAAUUACUGGCCAUGCAGCUCAUUAAACAGUUUCAGCAUGUGUGGACGGAAGAGAGAGUGCCGCUUUGGGUUCGACCUUUCAAUGUUGUGGUGACGUCGCAUGAUGGUGGACUGAUAGAGCCGAUCUGCAACGCCGUUUCGCUGCAUCAGAUCAAGAAACAAAGUGGGAUGACGCUAAUGGACUACUUCAGGAAAGAGUUUGGAGACCAUAACUCGGAAGAGUUUCUUACGGCUCAAAUGAACUUUGUUCAGAGUUGCUCGGCUUAUUGUCUCGUCUGCUACUUUGUACAGCUAAAAGACAGACACAAUGGUAACUUGCUCUUCGACAACGAAGGCCACGUCAUUCACAUCGACUUUGGUUUCAUACUCUCAAGCUCUCCUGGUGGAAAUCUCGGUUUUGAAUCGUCACCUUUCAAACUAACACAUGAGUUUAUCGAGGUAAUGGGUGGAUUAAACAGCGAUAUGUACAAAUACUUUAAGAUCCUAAUGCUUCAAGGCUUUUUGGCGGCUCGCAAACACAUGGAGGGUUUUCUCCAUCUUGUGGAGAUCAUGCAGACAGGCUCUCAGCUUCCAUGUUUUGCCCAAGGAGCUUCCACCGUCCGUCGUCUUCGAAAACGAUUUCACAUGAACUUUACCGAGGAUCAAUUGGCUCAGAUGGUAGAGGGAAUGGUGGAUAACAGUAUACGAUCCUGGACCACGCGUCUCUACGACGGCUUUCAGUAUUGGACAAAUGGCAUUCUAUAGCAUAUUGCUGUUACAGUAAGGUAGGGUAGCUGUAUGUAGUGUACAGAGAAUUGCAUUCGUUGGUGGCUUUCGUUACAUGAUGUAUCGAAGUCGUAUUUCGAAUUAAUGUGCUUUGAAAAUGGACAUUAGUGGAAAAUAUGGCAUCAAUAUAGAAACUAAUAUAUUCACAAUAAUAUG